AUGAGCGCGGCUGAGGAUGCCGAGUGGCUGCGGCGGGUGAGGAAGCAGUUUGGGAACAUCGCGGGGGAGCACAAAGAAAUCAACUUGGAAGAAUUCAAAAGUGCUCUGCAAGUGAAGGAGUCCUUCUUCGCCGAGAGGUUCUUCGCGCUCUUCGACUCGGACGGGAGCGGGACCAUUAGUCUGGAGGAGCUGCUGAAAGCCCUGAGCCUGCUCGUGCACGGGAGCCAGACGGACAAGCUGAGAUUCCUCUUCCAGGUUUACGACGUGGAUGGUAAGAUGAUGAAAAACAGGUUAAUUUGGGAGGUGAUUUCUGCAUCAAAGGUGCAAGGUGAAGGUAGAACCGUGGGGUUGUCGGGGUGCGGCAGCGCGUGGGGGGUCCCUGCCGUGACCCGCUGCGGCGCCCGCUCGCCCCGCGCAGGCAGCGGCUGCAUCGACCCCGACGAGCUGCGCCUGGUGCUGCGGUGGUGCCUGCGGGAGAGCGCCAUAGCCCUGCCCGAGGAGCGGCUGGCAGACCUCACCUGGGCACUCUUCGAGGCCGCCGACAAGGACCACAGCGGCUCCAUCACCUUCGAGGAGCUCCGGGAGGAGCUGGAGGGUUUCCCAGAGGUCAUGGAGAACUUGACCAUCAGUGCAGCGAGCUGGCUGAAGCCCCCGCCGCCCACGGAGAGGAGCUGCCGGCCGCGCUACCUGACCCGGGCGUACUGGCACAACCACCGCGGCAAGCUCGCCUUCCUGGGGGGCUACAUCAGCCUCAACCUCCUGCUCUUCGCCCUGGCUGCCCUGCGGCACGCCGGCCUCGGCGGGUGGCUGGUGGUGGCCCGGGGCUGCGGGCAGUGCCUGAACUUCAACUGCUCCUUCCUCGCAGUGCUGAUGCUGCGGAGGUGCCUGACCUGGCUGCGAGCUACCCCCAUCGCCAAGGUUUUGCCACUGGACCAGCACGUCGUUUUCCACCAGCUGGUGGGGUAUGUGGUGCUGGCGCUGGCAGCCGUUCACACGGGCGCCCACGUCGCCAACUUCAGCAGGCUGGCGCGGCAGGACGGGCGCCAUGCCCUCGCCGAGUACCUGCUGUCGGCACGGCCCGGCGCGGGCGGCCUGGGCGGCACGGCCUCGCAGACGGGGCUGGCGCUGCAGGGGCUGCUGGCCGCCAUGCUCGCCUUCUCCAGCCCCUGCAUUCGACGGAGCGGCCACUUUGAGGUCUUCUACUGGACCCACCUCUCCUACAUCUCCGUCUGGACCCUCCUCAUCCUCCACGGCCCCCAUUUCUGGAAGUGGUUUGCGGUUCCCGGCUGCCUCUUUGCGCUGGAGAAGGUGGCGGGCUUGGCUUGGCGGCGCGCUGGGGGGCUGCGCAUCGUGGAGGUCAACCUGCUCCCCUCCAAGGUGACUCACCUUGUGAUCGAGAGACCGCAGUUUUUCCGCUACGAGCCCGGAGACUAUGUCUACCUGAACAUCCCGGCCAUCGCCACCUACGAGUGGCACCCCUUCACCAUCAGCAGCGCUCCCGAGCAGCAAGAGACCCUCUGGCUGCACAUCAGGUCGCUGGGCCAGUGGACCAACAAGCUGUACGAAUACUUCCAGCAGCCCGAGUUGCCCAGCCCGGAGCCAAAACCGCUCAGCAGGAGCCUGAGGGAGAAGAGAUGCCGGCGCUGGGCGCAGGUGUCCACGGGGCUGGGUGAGACCCAUCGGCUCUGCAGCAUCAAGUGCUACAUCGACGGCCCCUACGGGACCCCGACGCGGAGGAUCUUCACCUCGGAGCACGCCGUGCUCAUCGGCGCAGGCAUCGGCAUCACCCCCUUCGCCUCCAUUCUGCAGAGCAUCAUGUACAGGUACCGCCGGCGAAAGCAGAGCUGCCCCAGCUGCCAUUACUCGUGGUGCGAGGACCUGCGGGACGAGGAGAUGACGCUCAGGAAGGUCGACUUUAUCUGGAUAAAUCGGGACCAGAAGCACUUUGAGUGGUUCGUCAGCCUGCUAACCAAGCUGGAAAUGGAGCAGGCUGAGCAAGAGCCGGGAGAGCCGUUUUUGGAGAUGCACAUGUACAUGACGUCGGCGCUCAGCAAGAAUGACAUGAAGGCGAUCGGGCUGCAGAUGGCCCUGGACCUGCUGGCCGCCAAGGAGCAGAGGGACUCCAUCACGGGGCUGCGGACCAGGACCCAGCCCGGCCGCCCCGACUGGAGCAAGGUGUUUGGGAAGGUGGCGGAGGAGAAGAAAGGGAAAGUCCAGGUCUUCUUCUGUGGCUCGCCAGCGCUUGCCAAAGUCAUCAGGGCACACUGCGAGCACUUCGGCUUCCGCUUCUUCAAAGAAAACUUCUAACCGCUGGCCCUCGCCUCCCUGCCUGCC
Messenger RNA from Chroicocephalus ridibundus (black-headed gull), 2334 nucleotides. It is a transcript of the gene NOX5, whose product is annotated as NADPH oxidase 5. Lineage: Eukaryota; Metazoa; Chordata; Aves; Charadriiformes; Laridae. Bases 1 to 2307 code for a protein of 768 amino acids. The transcript is spliced from 15 exons. The record is from RefSeq and is a predicted model, not a curated record. Gene Ontology annotation, biological process: defense response; superoxide anion generation. Gene Ontology annotation, molecular function: superoxide-generating NAD(P)H oxidase activity; calcium ion binding. Gene Ontology annotation, cellular component: plasma membrane; NADPH oxidase complex.